AUGGCAAGUCUGGCGCUGGGCGUAGGGCAGACAGUCGAACUCAACGAUGGACGGCACGCGAUAGUACGCUUCUUUGGAGCGACGGGCUUCGCGCCAGGAGAAUGGGUCGGUGUCGAGCUGGACGAAGCGAGUGGAAAGAACGACGGCUCAGUCAAAGGCGAGCGCUACUUUGACUGCGAGGCCAACCAUGGCAUGUUCUUGCGCCUUCAAGGAGUCACUGCCACUGCCCUGCCUUCUCCAACGAAAUCGCCUACCAAGCUCACCCGCACUGCCACUCCGACUACUGCGCCGCCUGCUACCGCUGCAAGCACCGCAACUGCUGCACGCCGAGCUCUUUCUACCGCAACCACAAAACCGCGAACAGCUUCCAAUCUCAGCGGCCCCUCUUCCUCGUCCGCUGCUGCGAGACGUUCCUCAACAGUCCCCUCCACGAACCCUUCGAACACAGCCCAGACUCCUCGUACUUCUGGGACUACAGCUGCUCCGCCCUCGUCCCGAUUGACCACCCGCACCAUCUCCACCACAAGAGGUCUCACCCCUGCUGCUAGACAGCCUCCCAUAGCCUUACGGCAAACUCCUGCCACUCGUCGUGUAUCUUCUACUCCCAGGCAACCGCAACAAGACACCCCUUCGCCCAAGCCCUCGCCCUCUAUCGCUCCCACCGACGACUCCCAGCAUGCUCAGGAUACUGCCGACACCGAAGAUGCUCCUCAGUCAUUUGCUCCGUCUUCAAAGCCUGCGACUUCACCAGCCGCCUCACAUACCUCGCUACGUCCGUCUAAGCCCACAACACGCGAGGUCGAGGACUUGCAAACAAAGAUGAAGAUUCUGGAACGCAAGCGUCUGGAGGAUCGCGAUGCUCUGAAGAAGAUGCAGAAUGUCGAACAAGAGCGUGACAAAUACGCAAACAUCGUCCAGAAGAUGCAGUCCAAGAUGCAGGCUCAGUCGCAGGAACUGAACGAUCUGAGGGGUCAGCUCAAGGAUUCAGAGUCUCGUUUGAUCGAUAUUGAAGCCAUCCAAGCUGAGCAUGACGCUGUUGUUGAGAUGGCCACUCUUGAUCGCGAAAUGGCAGAGGAGACUGCCGAGUCCCUCAAGACCGAAGUCGAUGCCCUGAGAAGCAGCAACGAGGAAAUGCGCCUUGAGCUAGAUAUAUUGAAGGAAGAGAAUGACGAACUAGGUAGGGAUAUGAAUCCUGAUGAGCGCACCAGUCAAGGCUGGCUACAACUAGAACGCUCCAAUGAGCGACUCAGGGAAGCUCUAUUGAGGUUGCGUGACAUGACCCAAGAACAAGAGUCAGACCUCAAGGCCCAGAUUGCUAGUCUCGAGGACGAAGUAAAGGACUUUGGACCCUUGAAACACGACUACGAAGAAACCCGAGAGAAGCUACUUGCCACCGAGGCAGACCUGGACGACAUUCGACAGCAGCUCGACGCUGCUAUGGGUGCCGAGGACAUGAUCGAAGAAUUGACUGAUCGAAACAUGACAAUGCAGGAGAAGAUUGACCAUCUUGAAUUGGUUGUUGAGGAUCUUGAGAAUCUCAAGGAGCUCAACGACGAACUCGAGGUCAACCAUGUGGAAGCUGAAAAGCAGAUGCAGGAAGAGAUUGACUUCAAGGAUACCAUCAUCGGCGAACAAUCACGUCGUUCAGCACAGCAACAACAAGCAAUCGAAGACUGCGAGUACACCAUCUCCCGCUUCCGUGAGCUUGUCAUCAACCUGCAAGCUGAUCUGGAAGAUAUGCGCGCCUCGCGCCAGAUCACAGAGACUGAAGCGGAAGAGCUAUCAAGCAGAAGUCGUGCCAUGAUGGACCUCAACAUGAAGUUGCAAAUGUCUGCUGCCAAAACACAAAUCAAGACCAUCGACCUCGAGCUGAGACGUCUGGAAGCUGAGGAGGCAGCAGAACAUUUGGCUAUCGUACAGCUCUUCUUGCCUGAUGCAUUCAAUACAGACAGAGAUUCUGUCCUCGCAUUACUGCGCUUCAAGCGCGUAGGUUUCAAGUCGCGUCUGCUGAACAAUUUGGUCAAGGAACGUCUGAAUGGACAAGGUACCAAGAUUGCGGACGAUGACAUUUUCGCCGCCUACAGUGUACUUGAUCGACUCACAUGGAUCGCCGAAAUGAGCGACCGCUUCAUCAACGGCGUUCGCAGCUGCUCCGUGGAUGAGUUUGCUAGAUACGAGAGUGCGUUGUAUGAGCUUGAACCUGUGGAGAGAGCUCUAAACACAUACAUUGACUCAAUCAGACGCGACGAUAUGAAGGAAGGCAGAGUGGACGAGGAGUUGCAGAGAUCCAUGGCAGUCAUGUCCCACCUCGCCUCCCUGCACAUCAAGGAGUCGCUUGCCGCAUCCGCCAGUGAUAUGCUAAUGCAAGCAUCUCUGAUUCAGAGUCACUUGGACAGUACCUCGUCGGCACUCGGUCUCUGCAGAUCCAUGGUGCAAAGCCAUGUCCACGUCCCUCAGUCCGACAGCGAGUCUGAUGAGCCCAAUUUACUUUCGCAACUGGACGUCAUCAUCUCCAGUAUCCGAAGUGCCCGCGUGGUCGUAAACAAGACGCACCGCAACGUUACAGACUUGCAAUCACGCUCGCUCGCACUAGCUCCUUCACACCUAGACCUUCUCACAUCUGCAGAGAACCAGACAUCUAAGCUUGCUGUCUUCGGUCGCCGCGCCGGUGAGAAGAUCCAGAGUCUGUUCGGCGAAGAGGGUCGUGAAGAUUCCAUUACCCUCGGUGAAGCUGAGCUCCUUCUUGCCCGCCUAUCUGCAGGUAUCUUCGGCAGCGGCUCAGCAGAGACGACGCCGUUUGCUUCGCUAUCCACCUACCUUGCUGCGCUGAGUACGCAGCUUAAUGAAGUCAGCGACCUCUCCGCCAACCUCGAAAACACUCAAGAGUUUGAGCGUCCCACAGAGCCAUGGGUCACUCGUAGUGCCACUCUUCGUGCCACAAAACUCACGUCCGUCGAUACUGAAGCCGAAGUUGCCCGUCUCACCGAAGUUGUCCACGAGCGCUCUUUGCUCGUACGCUCCAAAGAGCAAGAGCUCGAGGAACAAAGCGUCCGUAUCGAGAUGCUCGAAGCCCGCAUGGCCGAUGCUACCAAACGCUCCUCUGCCCUCGCCGAGCUUGAGGCCUCAAUCAACGCCUUGCAAAGUGAGAAGAAGACACACCAAGCGGCAUUGUCUGAAGCAGAGCAGAGGGUCACAAGACUACGAAGAGAACGAGAUGAGUGGAGAAAGUCAGCAGAAGAGAACAAGCCUGACACCUCUGCCAACAACAACAUGGCUACCGAGAUGGGAGGAGCCAGUAAAAUGGAGCUUGAUAGAGCCAAGCUCCGCAUCACCAGCCUCGAGUCCGCCAUCCGCUACCUCCACCAGCAAUCUGUGCCAAAGUCUACCGCUAACAAGACCACUGAUCUCGACUGGUUGGACGUGCCAUUGAUCCCUGAGCCCUCGAGUCAAGUACAACGUGAGAAGACUCUGCAAGCAGAAGGCAAGACGGCAUUUAGUGAACUGCUCAAACUGGUCACUGAUGCCCAACCUGUGUCUCUGCGCGAGAUGCCAAAAAACAGAUUGGCAUGGCGACCUGCUACUCGAACUGCUAAGUGGCAUGCUCAGAAAAAGAAGGAAGAUUGGGUCACAUGGCAAGAUUGGGAGCGUGAUUUGCUUGAUCGCGUCGAGGGAAAGGCUAUCAGGAAUCUCAGGAAGCCUCUCGAGGGUAGACUUGUCAAUGGGACUGCGGACGCUGUGGUUGUUGUAGGAGAUGAAGAGAUGUAA
Molecule: messenger RNA, 3765 nt
Organism: Aureobasidium subglaciale EXF-2481
Lineage: Eukaryota; Fungi; Ascomycota; Dothideomycetes; Dothideales; Saccotheciaceae
Exons: 2
Coding region: 1-3765 (1254 amino acids)
Biological process (GO): establishment of mitotic spindle orientation; nuclear migration involved in conjugation with cellular fusion
Cellular component (GO): cell tip; spindle; spindle pole body
Source: RefSeq, a predicted model, not a curated record